GGAAGAUAGAACGAAAAACAAAAAAAGACAAACCUUUUGUAAACAUUUACCAUUCUGUGUAUACCACUGCCGCACCACUCUUUUGUGAUAUGUAUGCAGUUCUAAUGUACUGAUAAAAAUUCCGGCCAAAGAACAUCAUCGUUUGCAGAGAUUAGAGCAAAAUUAAUAACCAGCCCGCUAUCGCUUGCAUAUCGGAUAUUUAGUUGUUGACUUCGGACGUACUUUUAAGAUAUCUUCGUGUUAUUAUCACCUCUCCCUCUCUCUUGCUGCUGCUGAUAAACAGUACUGUACAGAUAACUCAUUUAUUUGUAACGCGCUCUCAGCAGUUUGAUAAGGUCGAUGAGAGACGACGGACAAUGUCACGUUUGUUACUAAGAAACAGCCGUUGUUACGUUCCCCGAUUCCAGAUGACGAGGUACUUAGUGAACGACGCGAGAUAUGGCUUCCUCAAGCAAUUAGGUAUCACCGCCGAGAAUCCCGGACUCUACGACGGACGAUGGGGUGGAUCUGGCAAGUUGAUAGAAUCGGUGUCACCAGCGACCGGCAAGGUGAUAGCGACGAUCCGCGAGUCCACGCCGCAGGAGGCCAGCAAUACUAUAACAGAAGCACGCAAAGCCUGGCCGCAAUGGGCUUCUAUCCCGGUGCCGGCGAGAGGAGAUAUCGUGCGGCAGAUAGGCGAUGAGCUCAGAAGAAACUUGAAGCCGCUGGGACAUUUAGUAUCUUUGGAAAUGGGAAAAAUAUUGCCGGAGGGCAUAGGCGAGGUUCAGGAAUUCAUCGACAUAUGCGAUUACGCGGUGGGAUUGUCGCGAACGUUGCCGGGAAGGCUGUUGCCGUCGGAGAGAAAAAACCACGUGCUCCUGGAAAACUGGAAUCCCCUGGGCGUAGUCGGCGUCAUUUCCGCCUUUAACUUUCCCAUAGCGGUCUACGGCUGGAACAGCGCUAUCGCCAUGGUCUGCGGCAACACCAUCGUCUGGAAAGGGGCGCUGAGCACACCAUUAGUGGCCGUCGCAACCACCAAGAUAAUCGCGAGUGUCCUGGAGCGCAACGGUAUCCCGGGCUCCGUCGCGUCCCUCAUCACCGGCGGGCCGGAAGUCGGUGAGACUCUGGUGAACGACAAACGGGUACCUCUGAUUUCGUUCACCGGAAGCACGAACGUGGGAAGACAAGUGGCUCUCAAGGUUCAGCAAAGAUUUGGAAAGUCUCUGCUGGAGCUUGGCGGUAACAACGCGCUGAUAAUCGCACAGGACGCCGAUUUAGAAAUGGCGGUGAGAGCAGCGGUCUUCUCGUGCGUCGGAACAGCCGGACAAAGAUGCACCUCAACUAGAAGAUUAAUAUUGCACAAAAAAAUAAAGGAUGAGUUUUUAGGAAAAUUGAAAACGGCGUAUAAGAGUGUAUUGGAACGAGUCGGAGAUCCGCUGGACGACGGUGUGCUCUACGGACCGUUGCACAAUCAACCAGCGGUUGACGCUUAUAAGGCAGCAAUUAAAAAAGCUGUGGAAGCCGGUGGCACGAUAGAGUUCGGCGGAAAACAGAUAGAGCGAGCGGGUUUCUACGUCGAGCCGACGAUCAUUUCGGGUUUGCCGGUUGAAGCCGAAGUGGUGCAGCAGGAGACUUUCGCUCCGAUCGUUUACAUUCUGGAGGCGAACUCUCUCGAAGAAGCUAUCGAUCUUAACAACGGCGUGGAACAAGGAUUGAGCAGUAGUCUCUUUACUAAAAGUAUCGGAAAUAUAUUUCAGUGGAUCGGCCCUCACGGAUCAGAUUGCGGAAUAGUCAACGUCAACAUCGGCACUAGCGGCGCCGAGAUAGGCGGUGCGUUUGGCGGUGAAAAGGCCACUGGCGGGGGCCGCGAAAGCGGAAGCGAUGCGUGGAAACAUUACAUGCGACGUGCGACGAUCACGAUCAAUCACGGAAACGAGCUUCCUCUUGCUCAGGGAAUCAAGUUCGAAUAAAUCAGACGGGCGUGUUUUCGGAC
Linepithema humile (Argentine ant) is the source of this 1972-nucleotide messenger RNA. NCBI's taxonomy places the organism in Eukaryota, Metazoa, Arthropoda, Insecta, Hymenoptera, Formicidae. The record is from RefSeq and is a predicted model, not a curated record.